AUGGAGUUUGAUAUUCCAUUACCAUUGAAUGAGAUACGACCAUCGGCAAAUCUCAUGAAACGACAUAAUAAAAUUGGUAUUCUACUCGGACUACCAGAGGAUGAUAUUCAAUUACAACAUCUUUUCAGCACGGUGGCAACGAUUUGUGAUCCAUUUACACAACCAGAAGAAAACGAAAACUCGAUCCUAAGCUUAGAUUGUUUAUCAGACGUUCUUAUUGCAUUAUCAUAUACAUAUUUCAAAAACCACGCAAUCGAUGAGGAAGAUGAAAGCUUGCGGAAUCCAGACAUACACUCCGUGAAAUUUGCCCUCUCAGCGCAGUUCUUUACGCUUUUAAGAUAUAUUCAGGCAUUAUUAAACGCUGACGAUGAAAUCAAACUAAGAUACGUUAAGAAUUCCGAAGACGUCUGGUUUAAAAAUUUGCCAAUAUGGACCCCGAAAGAAGACAUACUAUGCGAUGAGUUUGCUCUAAAGCUUUGUUAUUCCAUAUCUUGUGUCCUCUUGUUUGCUAUAUCUAAGUUGUUUAAGCCGGAAAAUGGUGAUCAAGAAUACAAUUUAGCAUUGAAUCCAUACUUGCAAUAUUUCAUUAAGCUCUGGAAGUGCCAUACGAAUAUCAUAUUAUUGGGUUUAGAAAUUGAUCGCCGAUUGGAACUCGAGCAGGCCCAAUGUCCGUAUAUGAUUACUCGGACAUUGAAAGGCUCCAGUUCUAUAAGAUAUGUGUUGGCAUGGACUUUAAACCAGAAUCCUUCACUGUUAGCAUUUUAUGGGUUUGAUGAUGCCAGUUCCGAUGCAAGUAAAGGUUAUUUCGGUGGCAUCUACGAUACAAAGUACCAAAGCUUGCUUAAUUUUACUCAACCAAUGUCUCGUAAGAAAAUAAAUGGGGGUGCGCUACUGAUAGACAUGAGAUUGGUUGUUAUUGCAUUAUUAAUCAUUAAUUCAGGUACUUCUUUCACCUCUAGUCAAGAAAAAACUAAUGAUCUUGCGAUCGUGGCGUCCGAAAGAAUUAAAAAUCAAGCGACUCCAAUUGCGGAAUUGGGCGAUUUGCUUAUUGAUUUAGAGUACGACGAUCAAUUCGACGAGGAUAUACGAUAUAUUUUCGACUGCGAAUAUGAUGAUUUAGAGGAGGAAUGGCUGGAUGUGGUCGAAGAAGAGGAAAUUGCAAAGCUUCGUAAUAAGGAAAAUGCCUCGAAGACGAAAGAACCAAACGGAAAGGAGAGAAAAAUGUCCAAUGCAGUUCGAACUAAAGAUGACAUAGAAUUCGAUGAAUAUGGGAAUGAUUGGCGUGAUUUACCUCGCGGAAAUAAUGCAUAUUUCCAAGACUGGUUCAUUGAUAUUGCCAAUACCUUUGACAACCUGUUAGAAGUGCAAAAAGGUAAUUCGGAUGAUAUUCUUUACUGUUGGAGUGAACUUAAAGAAAGUUUUGAUUUUCUUAUUACCACUAGCAUAGAAGGUGACAAUGAGGCUGAAGAAAAAUUCGGACAAGUUGUUAUCAACACUGUUUCUAAGGCCAUUAAAGAUGAAUCUGAGGAUAAGCCUAACGAUCAUGCCCAACCCAGCACUCCCGAUAUUAUCUAUCAGUAUUUCUGUGAGCUGGCAUCGGAAGAAGCUAUUCAAAAUACACAGAACAAUAAUAAACUAAUAGUUCCGAUUUUUAAUAUUACCAAAUUCGAAUUACUUUUGCAUAAUAAUAGUAAGUUAGCAAGAUGUCUUAUGGAUGAAAUGCUCAUGUGUAAAGGAUAUCGUCGAGUAUUGAUUUGGUUCAUUACACAUGAUAUCAAUUUAUCUACAUUAUUGAUCGAUUACAUUUUUGAAUUAUUAGCGGGUUUACGAGGAAACGAUGAGAAACAGAAACCUUAUAAGCAUACUAGAAAAGGAGAAAGGGUCGAAUUAAGUGUAGUUGAACAACUGAUGCUUCUCCAUGAGUUUUUAACCAACAGCGGAAUAUACUUAUCUGCCACAGACGGUAUUGAAAUUGAUAAUGGUUACAAGGUAGUGUUAUCCGAAUCUAUUGCAAAGAAAUAUAUGACUCUCAUUUGUCUUAUGAUAAAUCAAUUAAUCAAUAUUGGAAUAAUAAAUCUCGACAGAAAUUCGGCCAGUGACAAGUCAGAAGGCGAAGAAGAUAUCCAUGAUUAUUCAACUGAUCUUCAAGUCCUUUUAAUACAAUGGAUAGGUAAACUACCAGAAGCUCGUGAGCUUUUCUUUAAGAUCAAAAAGGCAAACUAUAAUGGCGAUGAGACUACUAUAGAAAAAUCGUUUGCCGAAGUUCCUACAGUAUCUACUAAUGAGACUGAUAACAAACAAGAUGUCACCGACCUAAUCACACGCUACUCGCAAAUGACCGGUGCGCAAAUUACUGAAGACUUGGAGAAGAACCUGUCGCGUAUAGCGAUUUUGGUUGUAUUAAUAGGCCGGUUAGAGAAGCAUGUCAAGACUAUCAUAGCCACUGAAUUGAAUGAAGUCAAUCUUAUAGGCGAAGACAUGAUUUCUACUGAUCUCAACCAAAUGUCUAGUGACUUCAACCUUUUCCUACAAAAUUUUAACACUUUCUGCAAAAUAGACUUUUUCGCUGAAGAGCUAUUUGGUAUCUUCGAAAACCUUGCGACCACAGGACACUUUAUUGAGAAAAUUCCUAUGCUAACAGAAGAGUUUGAUUCUGAAUUUAAUGACCUGUUUCUCAAUGGCGAAGGUAAGUUCAACGACAAAAAAGAAGACGACAACGAAAGCAAAUCAUCAAAGAAGAAAAACAAGAAAAAGAAGAAGAAGAAGAAGCAGGUAAAAGAGUAUUUCUGGUAA
This is a messenger RNA of Debaryomyces hansenii CBS767, 2793 nucleotides long. RefSeq names its product CCR4-NOT core subunit. NCBI's taxonomy places the organism in Eukaryota, Fungi, Ascomycota, Pichiomycetes, Serinales, Debaryomycetaceae. The transcript has a single exon. The record is from RefSeq and is a predicted model, not a curated record. Bases 1 to 2793 code for a protein of 930 amino acids.